AUCGAAAGAAAAUGAAAAGGAAUCGCAGAGAAAUUUCUUCGGGGCAACCGCAAAGACUGUAACACCUGCUUCAAGAUUGAGAAAGAGGAGAAAUUUUCCAUGGAGACAGGUUGAGGGAUUCUAGUUCUUCAGCCUCCAUCGUUUUGAAACAACAAUUUGGAUCAUCUUUUUCUGUUUACUUUUUUUUUUUUGGUCGUCGUCGUCGUCGUCAUCAAUGGCUGACCAAUCGGAGUCGUCGCCUCUCAUGGCUCCACCGCCGAUCGUGGACGCCAGCGAGAUCGACCUCGAGGCUGGUCCCGCCGACCAAAUUCAGUGUAGAAUUUGCCUCGAAACUGACGGUAGAGAUUUUAUUGCUCCUUGCAAAUGCAAAGGUACCUCGAAGUAUGUGCAUCGGGAAUGUUUAGAUCAUUGGCGAGCUGUAAGGGAAGGGUUCGCUUUUGCUCAUUGUACAACUUGCAAAGCCCCAUACCAUUUGAGAGUUCAAGGUGCUGCCGACAGGAAGUGGCGAACCCUUAAAUUUCGAUUCUUUGUGACCAGAGAUAUUCUCUCAAUAUUUAUGGCUGUUCAGCUUGUCAUCGCUUCACUGGCAUAUUUGGUGUAUUUAAUUGAUGGUUACCAUAACUCAUGGCUCCGCCUAACUUGGGGUUUUGAUAAUGUGCUCAGUUUCUAUUACAUAUGCGGAGCGCUAUUAUUUUUUGCUUUACUGGGGUUAUCUGGAUGCUUCAUUACUUGUUAUGAUAGAAGAGUGCGCAAUGAUUUGGCUCAACCUUGUCGAGAGUUAUGUCUGUGUUGCUGUCAUCCUGGAAUGUGUGCGGACUGCCAUUUACCUGGCACUCUUUGUAUGUGGACUGACUGUGCUACAUGCUUUGAGAGCUGUGCUAGUGCUGCUGGUGAAUGCGGUUGCAUAGGAGGUGCUGGCGAAGCAGGGUUACCAUUAUUGUUCAUAAUGGCAUUAAUUGUGCUUGGACUAUUUACGUUGAUUGGCAUAUUCUAUAGUGUUUUGGUGGCUACAAUGGUUGGACAACGGAUCUGGCAGCGGCACUAUCACAUACUUGCAAAAAGAAUGCUGACAAAAGAAUAUGUUGUUGAGGAUGUUGAUGGCGAGAUGUCUGGAACUGAUUGGUCUCCUCCGCCUCUCCCACCUGAGCAUGUCCAGCAGCUGAAAUCACUAGGCCUUCUGUGAGUUCCCCUACUUUGCCAACAACAGCAUAAUGUAAAGUUUAGCUGGCACCAUAUCUUGUUAAGUUGGUGAUCGAUCUCAUCACUAUAAUAUGAGCUCAUGAAUACACUUACCACUAGAAAAAAAAAAAAAUGAAGAGAACUUAUAUAUUGUUCAGUUACAUUAAUGUUACUUGUAACUGUGAAUGAUCAUGGGAUACUCCCUUGAUUUUUUUUUUUUUUUCUUUUCAAACUUUCAUGAUUCCCGUAACUGUUGCAAUUCGAUUUGCUUGUUUACUAUGAGGAAACAAUGAAACUAAUGACAAGUAUUUCAAUGAGAUUGUAUUAAAAAUUAAAUGUAUCC
This is a messenger RNA of Rubroshorea leprosula, 1522 nucleotides long. Lineage: Eukaryota; Viridiplantae; Streptophyta; Magnoliopsida; Malvales; Dipterocarpaceae. The record is from the annotation of a GenBank genome assembly.